Messenger RNA from Melitaea cinxia (Glanville fritillary), 2180 nucleotides. RefSeq names its product leucine-rich repeat transmembrane neuronal protein 2. The record is from RefSeq and is a predicted model, not a curated record. Gene Ontology annotation, molecular function: protein binding. Bases 1 to 1224 code for a protein of 407 amino acids. Lineage: Eukaryota; Metazoa; Arthropoda; Insecta; Lepidoptera; Nymphalidae. The transcript has 3 exons.
AUGUUGGUCUUAGUAUUUUUCGUGAUAUUUGCAACGAUUAGCAGUUGUCAAAGUACCCUUUGUCCUAAACAAUGCGACUGUGAUAUGACAGACGGCCUAAACAGGGCUACGUGUGUUGACCAAAAAAUUGUGAGUGUGGAUGUGGGUGUGCCUAAGGAAGUGCAAAUUUACAGUUUGACUAGAAAUGUCAUAAGUGAACUUGAAAACUUCUGUUUUAAGACUGUUGGCUACACCAACCUUCAAAGAUUGGAUUUAUCAUAUAAUCUAAUAUUUUGGAUUGGACUACACGCAUUUUCUGGUCUGGACAAAUUGGUGAACUUAGAUAUCAGUAACAAUAGACUAAGGUUUAUACCUUCAGACUUAUUCUGGGAUACACCAGAACUACAAAUAUUGGACUUGUCGUCGAACGUUUUCGAGAAACUGAAGAAUGAACCGUUUAUAAUACACCCAAAGUUAGAGGUUUUAAAUCUUAAUGAUUGCCGUAUUAAGUCAUUACCUGAGCGUCUAUUUAAUAGACUGCCCAACUUAAAAAAACUAGAUCUUAGUGAAAAUUAUAUGAUCACAUUCAAUUUGGACGUAAUACGACCAUUAAGAAAACUAGAUAGAAUAGAAUUAAGAAAUGAUUAUUGGCAAUGCAACCCUGACUUCAUCGCCGUCGAAACUUGGAUUACUUCUCACAACAUCAAAUAUGAAAAAAAAUGUACAAAGAAAUUACCGAAAAUGUCCGAGAAGAUGAUUUCAUUGGUUCCUAACAGAGAUAGCGUUGAUAUUGUAAAAGUAUGGAAUGUAACUAUCGAAAAGAAUAACACUAUUAAAGAUAAAACAAACAAGACGCUAAUGUUGACGCCAUUUCAAAAAUUUGAUCGAGAUUUUUCAGCCGUUCAAGCUUUUAUUAUUGGCCUCGAAAUAGGUCUAACGAUCGGUGCAUUCAUAACUUACAUUUGGUUAAUGGGGUGUUGCUUUCCGUCGUUUUGUAAGAGCGGUCAGGAACGACAAAGAAGGAGACAAAGAGAUGGGGAUAUGAGAACUAAUCUACUUAGGAGCCAUGUUUCAAAUCCAGACUUCGAAACUCCACCUGUAUAUCGUAGAGAAUUAUCACUACCUGACAGAGCUCCACCUUUUCCAUCGUAUGGCGCCGCUGGCUUGCAUGUUGACGCAAUACGCAUUGAAGAUAGGUCGGAAACACCUCCACCGCCUUAUAACGAAUGCCGUUUAAGUACAUAAUUUUUAGAAUAUAUAUAACUUUAUUAACUAGAAUUUAAGUGCUUUUUACUCAUUGUUAAAUUAGGUCGUUCCUUGUCCGCCAUACUGUAUAUAAAAUUUGUUUAUUAUUUAAUAUAAUUAACUUGUAUUUCUUGACACAAAGUCUUUUGUUGUGCUGCGCAGAAAAAGGCUGCAUGUACUACGUAUUGGUAAAAUUUAUCAAGUGGUUUCCGUGUGUGAAAUAUUAUUUGUCAUUUUCCACUUUUUUUCUUAAAAAAAAAAAAAAAAAAAAAAAACUUCAGACAAAGGAAACCAAAAUAAAUCAUCAUUUUGCUUCCACGACACUAACGUAUGGUAUCAGGCAAUUACUGGAGUAUAAUUUUGUAUAGACAGGCAAUGUUCAGUUAGAUUUAUUUAAUUAUUGUGAUUAUUCGAAUUGAAGUUUCCUAUUAUUGCUUAUUACUCUUAUCUAUUAAAAGUAACGUCUAAUUUGUCUAAAAUUAAUUUCAUAUAGUUUUGUAUCUGAUUGAGGCAUUUGCGGAAAUUUCCAUAAAUAUUUUUCUGCGUUUUUGGCGAUCUUAUACAUAUGUACAUAGACUUGCUAGCAUAAGUCAGCUUCAGUAUUACAGUAAGAAAUAAUUUAAGAAUAGGUAUGUAUAAGGUAAAUUAAAAACAUUCUGAACUGUGUAUUAUAGUACCUAAGUAAUACUUGUUACUCAAUGUGAUUUUUUUAAUUGUAUAAUUGUAAGUAUGAAAGAGACGUGUUCAUUUUAAUUAUGAUGUUGCUUAGCAACGCAUUUGAUAUAUGUAAGUCUAUUUUCUCUCGACAUUUGUGCUGUUUUAGUGUAGAUUUAAGGAAAAGUAGUUAACGGUUUGUGAUCCAACAUCAACUGCAACUUUAAGCAAAAAACUAUAAGAUAGUAUUUUAAUAUUGUUUUUAUUUACUUUUAAGACAAUUUUGUAUUUAUAGUUGAAAU